Loxodonta africana (African savanna elephant) is the source of this 1213-nucleotide messenger RNA. Its product is annotated as olfactory receptor 9G19-like. The record is from RefSeq and is a predicted model, not a curated record. Gene Ontology annotation, cellular component: membrane. Gene Ontology annotation, molecular function: G protein-coupled receptor activity; odorant binding; olfactory receptor activity. Gene Ontology annotation, biological process: sensory perception of smell; G protein-coupled receptor signaling pathway. The coding region runs from base 191 to 1126 and encodes 311 amino acids. Lineage: Eukaryota; Metazoa; Chordata; Mammalia; Proboscidea; Elephantidae. The transcript has a single exon.
UCCCAGCUAUACAAAAGAGUAACACCUGGGUCAGCAGAACCAUAUCUCACAAAGAACAAUGUAUGUGCAUCAGUUGGGAUUUUUCAUUAUCUAAAACUGCAAAUUAUGAGAACAUGGGAGUGUUGAUAUUUUAAUUCAUGACCUAUUUAUUAAUCCUUUCACAGAAAGCGAACAUUGAAGCCCAAAAGCAAUGGAAGAGAAAAAUUUCACCAAAGUGAAGGAGUUCAUACUUUUAGGGUUCACAGCAAACUCAAGGUUACAGAGAGGGCUCUUUUUUAUCUUCCUCAUCAUUUAUGUCUUCAGUCUCUUAGGGAACAUCACCCUGAUUUCUCUGAUCUGCAGUGAUUCACGAAUCCACACACCCAUGUAUUUCUUCAUUGGGAACCUGUCAUUCCUGGAUCUCUGGUAUUCUUCUGUGUAUCUCCCCAAGAUCCUGGUGACCUGCAUCUCUGAGGACAAAAGCAUCUCCUUUGCUGGCUGUGUAGCUCAGUUCUUCUUCUCCGCCGGACUGACAUAUAGUGAGUGUUACCUCUUAGCUGCCAUGGCUUAUGACCGCUAUGUGGCCAUCUCCAAUCCUCUGCUUUAUUCCCAAGCUAUGUCCCCAAGGUUAUGUACCAGUCUUGUUGCAGCUUCUUACCUUGGUGGCUUUAUUAAUGCAAUCAUCAUCACCAGCAAAACAUUUACCCUGAGCUUCUGUGGCAACAAUGUCAUUGAUGAUUUCUUCUGUGAUCUUCCCCCACUUGUGAAGUUGGCGUGUGACGAGAAAGACAGUUACCAGACUGUGCUAUACUUUAUACUUGCCUCCAAUGUCAUUACUCCCACUGUACUCAUUCUUGCCUCCUACCUCUUCAUCAUUGCUGCCAUCUUGAAGAUCCGCUCUACCCAAGGUCGCCUCAAAGCCUUCUCCACUUGUGGCUCUCACCUGACAGCAGUCACUUUGUACUAUGGCUCCAUUCUCUUCAUUUACUCCCGGCCAAGCACUAGCUAUGCCCUGGAACGGGACAAAGUAGUGUCAGUGUUCUAUACUGUGGUGUUUCCAAUGUUGAACCCUUUGAUCUAUAGUUUAAGAAACAAAGAUGUCAAAGAUGCGCUGAAGAAAAUGUUAGACAGAUCAAAGUUUUGUUAAGUGAAAAUACUUUGUAAGCAAGGGUUAUUUUCAUCAGAUUAUCUCCAUAACACUGUUAUCAGCCUGUGCUCUCACAAAUAAAAAUUA